CUCAGCUGUGUGCUGGCACCGCCGCCCUUGUCUGGAGUACUUCGUGUGUGACUGCCUAGCAGUCUGAGCUUGGCACAUUGUUUCAGGGAUGGCACAUAGGCUUUUGCGACUGUACAUGUAUGGGUGGCUUUGCCACGACAAGCAGAUCAGGGUCGCAAGGCUGCAUUGUCUUCUGGAUCAAAGAAGCAGAUCGUUGGAUGUUUGGACAGGCAUGCUUGUCAUUGGUCUGUUCAGCAAAUAUGGUGAACUCAAAGGACAAGAACAAUCAUAUGUGGCGAGGAUACAGAGAGGGCAUUGUUGUACUGAAUCCCCAAUUGUGUCUGACCUAAUCACAUUGCACACAUGCCAACCUGCUCUUUUCUCUAUAGACCCUCGGUUGGGGCCACGCGCUGCAAUGCAUGAAAUAAAGUGCCCUGCAACUCUAGAUGCUGAAAACUGGAUCUAGCAAUGAUUGAAGGCGCCGCUCACUUUGCCUAUGAGGGUGUCCACUUUGGAUCCGGCAUGUUCUUUACUUUUGUUGAUACAGCCGAGCACUGUAAGAAUCAACGG
Coccomyxa subellipsoidea C-169 is the source of this 549-nucleotide messenger RNA. RefSeq lists its product as hypothetical. The record is from RefSeq and is a predicted model, not a curated record. NCBI's taxonomy places the organism in Eukaryota, Viridiplantae, Chlorophyta, Trebouxiophyceae, Coccomyxaceae. Bases 89 to 445 code for a protein of 118 amino acids. The transcript has a single exon.